Messenger RNA from Fundulus heteroclitus (mummichog), 4345 nucleotides. It is a transcript of the gene ccdc88b, whose product is annotated as coiled-coil domain containing 88B. Gene Ontology annotation, molecular function: dynein light intermediate chain binding; microtubule binding. Lineage: Eukaryota; Metazoa; Chordata; Actinopteri; Cyprinodontiformes; Fundulidae. Gene Ontology annotation, biological process: cytoplasmic microtubule organization; cytoskeleton-dependent intracellular transport. The record is from RefSeq and is a predicted model, not a curated record. Gene Ontology annotation, cellular component: centrosome; cytoplasm.
AAGAAAAAAGAAAAAAAAAAGCGCAACAUGUGCGUUUUGAGAAAUUCCGGUGCGGUUUUGCAAUGAAACUAUAACUGACAUGCAGUCAUAGAGGAAGACAGAGGCGAGGCGAGGCGAGGUGAGGUGAGGGGAGGGCCGCAGAAAUGUCAAACUGCUUCACCCAACUCAAGAUGGAUCCUCGCUGUUUGCGUUAUCACAAACAGAAAAGUUGAUGCUACUUUUAUUUAUUUAAUUACUUGUCCAUUUGAGCCUUCCUCAGCAAGCCCUCGUUAACGCGACAAUGGAGUCCGACAUUAAGGAGAUAAUAGAGGAAUUCAUGGGGAGUGCGCCGGCGCAGUGGGUUCAGCUGUUUGAGAAUAUGGUGGAGAACGAGAGCAGCAUCCAGCUCUACAGCCAGUACAUGGAAGUGAACUCGGUUACCCAGAGUGCUCUGGACCGCUACAAGAGGCUGACCAAUGGGGUGUUCCUCAAUGAGGUCAUGAGGAUCAUAGACCCAAACCCCAAGGUGGAGCGGCUCUACAACAGCGAGAAGGAUGACCACAUGCUGAGAGUCCAGAACUUCUCCAUUUUAAAUCGGCACCUCAGGGCCUUCUACCAGGAAGACCUGCAGCAGUUGAUCCUCAUGCCGCUCCCAAAUGUCGCCAUACUGGGGCAGGACCCCCUAACAGAGGCAGCUGUGGAAGAGCUCCGGAGACUGCUGCUGCUCCUAUUGGGAUGUGCCGUGCAGUGUGAGAACAAGGAGACCUUCAUCCAGCAGAUCCAGUCUCUGGACAUUGAGACCCAGGCAGCCAUUGCCAUCUGUAUUCAGCAGGUGACCCAGGAUCCUAGAGUGGUGCUGCCUCUUCAGUGGGAGGAGCUGGUGGAGGCAGAAGGUGCAGACUUACAGCUGGUCUUCGGCUCUAUGGCCAAGCAAAUCCAGACCCUGCUGGCACAGAGAGACACGCACCUUGAGAGGAUAGCAGAGCUGUGUCAGGAGCGUGAAGCCACCGGUGAUUCAACAACGGCGCCGCUGAGGGGCCACGUCGAUGAUCUGCCGCAGAGUCUGGCCCUCCAGCUGGCCGACAGCAAGGCCAAACUCCGCCGCUUCAAACAACAACUGGAAGACAAAGGCGAUCAGAUUUUGGAUUACAAGCAGGAGAUUCAGACGAUGGAGGAUCAGCUGAAGAAACUUCAAAAAGAGAACCGUUCUCUGCAGAGCGAGGUGAGGGGCAUGCGCGCUCUGCGGGACGAGCUGGACUGCGCCCGGGAGCGAGCUGCACGGACCGAGCAGCUCCAGGCUGAGCUUCAGAGCUGCAAAAACAGACUGCGCAGCCUGGAUCUGACUCGCACUCAGCUGAAGGAGCAGCAACAUUUGUGCGCAGCACUGCAGGAGACUAAAAGUCUUCUAGAAGAGCAGCUGGCAGAUGCUCGGGCUCGCUGCUCCUCCAUACGGGAGCUGGAGAAGGACAAUCUUCUUCUGCGUCAGAGAAUCAUGGACGUGGAGGCGGAGCGGGACACUGAAAGGCAGCGGGUCGACGAGCUGCUGGAGAUGAACAUGAGCCUUGAGGCAGACCUGAGGCAAAGGAGCACGGCAAAGAGAGGCGCGUCCUCCCCGAAUGUCACCCUCCAUCAGCGUUUCCUGCAGUCAGAACUGGACUCUGAGGAGGAGCUGUGCGAGCUGAUGGAUCAGAAGCCGCUGAGUGUGGAAGUGGGUGAGGCCUCAACGCUGAGGCUGCUGGGAGCAGAACAGGAGAACGCUGAGCUGAGGAGGAGGCUGGAGGAGCUGCAGGCUCAGCAGGAGGCCCAGCAGGAGGCCCAGCAGGAGCUCCAGCAGGAGGCGGAUUCGCCAGAUGCCAAAGAUGAGCUGGCCUGCCUCGAGGUGGAACAUCAGAAAACACUCAGGGAGCUUCAAAACUUGAAGAAUGAAAAUGCCACUCUGAAGCAGCGGCUGGAGGAGCUGCUGGGGGAGCUUCGACACCUACGAGAGACGAGGAAGGAGGAAGGUGUGAAGAAGCCGGGCCGAGAGAAGGAAGGGGAGGUGAUGAGAGGAGUCCAGGGCUCUGAAACCAGCAGGGGGGAGGGGGAGGGAAGGGUGAGGCUGAUGGAGGAGAGGGAGAAAAGGGGCGAAAUCAUAGGGACGCGGCGGGAAGCAGGAGUGGGUGAAGAGGGUCUCCGUGUUCAAGUGGAAAAAGGCGAACUCUGCGAUGAGGAGAUCAAGACCAAAAGGAGGGGGGAGGCUGAAGGUGGGCAGAAAGAACUUGAAAAACAGGAGAAGGAGCCAAAGAUGGAAAGCUCCGGAUCAGAGAGCCUGAAGCACCCCGAUGAAGACAACGCCGAGACCGCAGAGGCACACCCAGAUGUGUGUUCCCCGUCCGGUCCCGACCUGGAGCUCCUAACGAGCCGACUCCAGGAGGUCCAGGAGGAGGCCGACCGACAGGCGAAGUCAGCUCAGGACCUGCGUUCGAAGCUGGGGGAGCAAAGCAGGAAGACGUGGGAAGCUGAGCAGAAGCUGGUGCUGGUGGAGGCCGAGCUACAGCGUCUGAAGAGAGCUGGAGAGAGUCUGAUGGAGGCCCGCCGGCAUAUAGAGGUUCUUCAGUCGGAGGGUCUGACCAUGGAGGAGGAGCUGUGCCGCCUGCGGAGCCAAGCGGAGCUUCACCGGAUGCAGACCACGGUCAUCGCCACCCUGGAGGGGGAGCGGGCGGCGCUGGAGAGGGACAGGGACACGCUACGCAGCACGGCGGACGCCCUGCGAGCCGCCCAGCGCAAGACGGACCAGCUGGAGCUCACCACCCAGGCUCUCAGAGCGGAGCUGGAACGGCAGGGCCGCAGUCUGGAGACCUCGCGGCGUCGGGAGGAGCAGCUGGAGGCGGAGCUCCGCGAGGCCGCCCUGGAAGCCGGGUCUCUGGUCCGAGCGCGGGACCAGGCGCUGCUGGAGGCCUCGCGGCUAGAGCAGGAGAAGGAGGCGUGCCAGUCGGAGCUGGACGGCGAGCGGAAGCAGGGGCGUCAGCGAGAGAGGGAGGCGGCGAGGCUCAGGCAGCAGCUGGAGAGCACGACCCUGGCCCUGGAGCACAGCAACCAGAGAGCGUGUGCCCUGGAUGCUGAACACAGACGUGUGUGUCAGCAACUGACUGAGUCCAAGGAGCUCCGCGCUCAGCUGCAGGACCUGGAGACGAAGCUCAGCUCUCGACUGAGCGGCGUGGAGCAGGAGAAACUGCAGCUGCAGCAGCAGCAUGCAGAAGCUCAGGCAAAGAUCACCUCACUGUCUCAGGAUCUAUCCAGUGAGCAGGAUCGUGCUCAGAAACUGGCGGCUGAAGUCGACGGCCUCAGGCAGAAGUUGCAGAGAUCCGAGGCGGAGCUCAAGGCGACAACAGAUUCUCUGCAGCAGUCUCAGGAGAGAGCCGAGUCGCUCUCACAGCAGCUGAAGACUGGCGGAUCGCAUCGCGUUUCAAAUUCAGAGCCGUCGUACAGAAACGAGACCCAACCGGAUGAAAGCCCUGAAACCAGCAAAGAUCUCGCCCCGUGCGCGACCCGGCGGCACACCACAGGAGAGUCAGAGAGGCUGCUGAGUGAGAGGGUGUUGGAGCUGGAGAAGGAGAGAGCCGUGGCAGCGGCAGGGCAAGAGGCUUUGCAGAUGCGCUUGUCUCAGUCCCAGGAGGCGUGCGAGCACCUCAAGGAGCAGCUGGAAGCUCUGCGUCGGCACUCCCUCAGCCUGCAGGACUCCUGCACGAGUCUGCAGACGCUCAACACUCAGCUACAGGUGGAGCAAGCGUCUCUGAGCUCCCAGCAUGCAACGGUGUUGGCCCGCUGCAGCGAGAGCGAGGCCCGGCGCGCGACCCUGGAGGCCGAGUCGAAGGUGUGGGCGCGGGAGCGAGAGGAGUCGGCGGCCAGGAUGGAGGCUCUGAGGCGGGACCAUGAGCGGAUGACGGCGUUGCAGCAGCAGCAGGAGGUGGAGCUGGAGGAGCUGCUGGAGAAACACUCCCAGCUGAGGGGCAGCUAUCGCACCCUGGAGGCUCAGCACAGGGAGCUGGAGGGGAGGUACAAGGAGCUCCUGGAUAGUAAAACCCAGCUGGAGGAGAGGGAGAGAGAGAUAAAGGUGGCGAGACAGAAGAUGGAAGCAGACGCCCAGAGGACGCUGGAGAGAGAACGAGAGCUGGAGAGGCUGAAAGAGGACAAUGAGAGGCUGCAGGCCCAGCAGAAGGACUGGUUGGCCUCACAGGCGGAGCUGCUGGCUCAGGGCUCUGUGCUAAAGGCGGAGCUGAGUGCCUCCCAGCUGGAGAAGACUCGAAUGGAGGGGGAGCUCAGCGUCCUGAGAGAAACCAAUCAGAGUCUGGACCUCAGCAACGCUCGGCUCACCAGCCAGUACCAG